AACUUCGUCGAAGAAGAGGGUGAUGUGGUUACCGGUGUCGACGGUCGCAGCUCUUUGCCUCCUCUUCGAUGGUGUCAAAGCGAGAGGCAUGGACAAAGAGAUGGAUCUCAUUUUCAGAGACAGGUCGAAUACUGAAUGGAAGGAGGCCUGGCAUAAGGAAAGAUACACUCGAUGCAGGGAGACCCUAAUCAGACACUUGUAUUGGGCAUGUGAGAAGGACAUAUACAGGAUCACGCGAAGAAGUGAGCACCCGAUGCAGCUGGCAAAUGAAGAUUUAGAGUCACUGAGUUUCCCUUGGAUCAGUGACGAGGAGGCCCACUUCAUGGUGAGGACGAAACGCGCAGCAAACAGGAACGGCGGAAGUUCCAUUACCGCCGAAUGCUGCAGCAGGAAAGGCUGCACGUGGGAGGAGUACGCCGAGUACUGUCCCACCAACAAACGAUACACGAACUACCUUUAAUUUAACAGAACAGAAUAAACACGGAUUCGAGAAUAGGUCGACGACACAAGAAAACGCACCGCUGCGAAGCUUUCCUAUGUUCAAUAGCUGAAAUAUCAAAUUGAGUAUAUGCAAUUAAUAAUAUUGUAGC
Messenger RNA from Nicrophorus vespilloides, 590 nucleotides. It is a transcript of the gene Ilp7, whose product is annotated as probable insulin-like peptide 7. The coding region runs from base 23 to 460 and encodes 145 amino acids. The transcript is spliced from 3 exons. NCBI's taxonomy places the organism in Eukaryota, Metazoa, Arthropoda, Insecta, Coleoptera, Silphidae. The record is from RefSeq and is a predicted model, not a curated record.